UGAGAGGAGCGAAAGAAUGAAUCGGAAUAAAAAUGAAAGAAAAAACACCGAUCUAGAGCACAUUAUUUUACGAUGCACAAAAUCAGGUAACUACAAAGAGUUUGUCUCCACUGUAGAAGCGUCUGGCCACGAGUUACUUCGCUGGAGACAUACAAGAUCGGGAGACACAUGUUUACUGUUAUGUGCAAGAUACGGACAUGUCCAUAUGUUACGGUAUUUGGUGGAAGAAUGUGCUCAGUGUUUAGAACAAUGGAAUAACGAUGGCAAGAGAGCUUUGCACGAAGCCGUUCUCGCCGGACAUACCGCUUGCGUGAUAUAUUUAAUCAGUAGAAAAGUUGAAAUUGAUAGCCUGAAAAGAGCCGAUUGGACUCCUCUGAUGCUUGCUUGUACCAAAGACUGCAUCGAAAUAAUCAAAGAACUGUUGAAAGCCGGGGCAAAUCCGUAUUUAAGAAAUAAAGACGGUUGGAAUUCCUUUCAUAUCGCAGCCAGAGAAGGACACGUGAACAUAAUUCAAUAUUUUCUGGAUGAGUUCCCUGAUAUUUGGAACAGCGUUAGUAAUAAUGGUCGAACACCUCUCCACACGGCAGCUUUAUAUGGACACUAUGAAACAGUUCAAUGUCUGCUAGAGCGAGCAAACUUCCCAUCAGAUCGCGCCGAUUCAUGUGGGUGCACGCCAUUAAUGGAAAGUUGUAAAGGAAACUGUAUCGAAGUUGUGAAACUUUUAAUCACGAAGCAACAAGCCAGUCCAGUUGCAAGGGAUAAAUUGGGACGACAGUGUGCACAUAUGGCUGUCCUAUCGGAUUCCUUAUUACCCCUGAAAUACCUUGUGGAGGAGAUGAAAGUUGAUGUUACAAGCAGUGUCGAUUAUUCUGGAAUGACUGCUUUACACAUUGCAGCGAAGGAAGGCAAUGACGAAGCCGUAAAUUUCCUUUUGAAAACUGGGAGUGACGUCAACCGUCAAGACAAGAACGGAAGGACUGCGUUACACUUGGCAUCAGCCGCUGGCCAUCCAUCUGUCGUGUACAGGCUCGUCAACUUUCCCGGAUGUAAUGUGACAUUAAUAGAUAUCAAAAAAGCAACGGCAUCUGAACUUGCUUUAAAACGAGAAGUCAAACAGAUUUUUCACGAAUUGCAAAAAUGAGCAAUUGAAAUAACUGUGGAAAUGAAUGUCCGUGUAAAGUUUUAUGGCGAAAUAAAUCUUAAAUUGUCAAAGUAUAAAAUACAAGUAAACACAAGUA
Xenia sp. Carnegie-2017 is the source of this 1238-nucleotide messenger RNA. Its product is annotated as ankyrin repeat domain-containing protein 16-like. The record is from RefSeq and is a predicted model, not a curated record. Gene Ontology annotation, molecular function: protein binding. The transcript is spliced from 8 exons. Bases 17 to 1141 code for a protein of 374 amino acids. Lineage: Eukaryota; Metazoa; Cnidaria; Anthozoa; Malacalcyonacea; Xeniidae.